This is a messenger RNA of Pristis pectinata (smalltooth sawfish), 2750 nucleotides long. RefSeq names its product outer dense fiber of sperm tails 3B (gene cimap1b). Bases 762 to 1526 code for a protein of 254 amino acids. The record is from RefSeq and is a predicted model, not a curated record. Lineage: Eukaryota; Metazoa; Chordata; Chondrichthyes; Rhinopristiformes; Pristidae. Gene Ontology annotation, cellular component: cytoskeleton. The transcript has 7 exons.
UUCUGAUUCUCUUAGCCAACGUUUCCUUUAUCUCGGACUGGAAAAUUAUCCUCGUCUCCUGUGGGAUAAAAUUCUAGAUUUCAAUUAUUGCUUGGGUGAAAAGGUGCCUCCAAAUUUCAUUCCCAAAUAUUCUGCCCCUUGAUUCAUCGGAAGCCAAAUACGUUCCUCUGUAUAGGUGCAAUAAAAUCCAUUAACAUUUAUAAAUCCUAAUUGGCUUCCUCUUUCAGAAUGAUUCCCAUCCCCAUCACAUCCCAAAGGUGGAGCUCACUGAUCUGGGACCUGCGUCCAUUCCAUUCCAUAUUUUACUUCUCCGUUCCAGUCUCCUGUUGGAAUUUGAUGGGGCUAAUGGCGUAAAAAGGUCCGCCCCAGUACUCCUCCUCAGGUGGCAUCAGACUCCCUGUAACGAGGAAAUCCCAGGACUCGAAGAAGGGCAAAUCAUGGAAGAAAGUUGGGAACCUUUGCAACCUUUACCGUUCCCCACUGGACCAAAGCCUUGCCCACUGCCCUUGCAUCGCAUUGUUAGCUCAGAAAUUCAUCAGGUUCAGACGCGUCAUCAAUCCUGAAAUGUCUGUUGCUGGGACACGGCAGUGACAAUGGCAGCUGAGCGGGGCGAAGAUCAGUGAUCCUCCUGGGAGUCGGAGAAAGGGGACGCGCUUCAUCCGACAGUUGCUGCAAUCCUUGGCAGCACCGUGGCCAACUUCUGCUCCGUACUUAAAUCCUGGAUCCAAACAAAAGAGUUCAGAUAAAUCUACCCACCUACAAUGCCCACUGAUCCUUGGGUUGGAACAUGGAGACCUCACCGCCCGAGAAUGGCGAUUGCAGCUAUGUACAGCGGCCCAGGUCCCAAGUACCUCCUGCCUGGACACACAGGUUAUAUUGGCCACGAUACAACAACAUACAGGGCUCCUGCUUAUUCCUUGGCCCAGCGUCUUUCAGGUUCAAAGGACAGUGGCACACCUGCACCAAAAAUGAUCCCAGAAAAGAUGACUCAUCAUGGGAAGGAGACUGUCCCUGCAUGGACAAUGGGUCACCGACCGAGAGACAUUGAUCCGAGUAAAACACCAGGACCAGCGAAUUACAAGAUAGAACAGGCAAGUAGAUUAGUUCACCGCUCUGUUCCAGCCUACUCCAUGGCUUUGCGGACAGUCGGGUUCAAGGGAAGUGACGGCCCAGGACCCGCACGAUACAAUGACGUGCAAGUAUUUGGGCCUAAAAUCCCACAUUUGAAAGCAGCACCUGCCUACUCCAUGUCACAGAAAACAGCAUUUGGAAGCAUGCUGAGUAACGUCGUAAAAACCCCAGGGCCAUGUGCAUAUAAACAUGUGGAAACUGAUGUAUUCAAAAACAGAGCACCCAAAUACACCAUUGUGGAACGCAAUACGAUUCCAGGAGACAUGACAUUGAAACCAGGACCUAAUCGUUACAGGACAGAAGAUGUGAAUGUGCAUAAAAACUAUCCCAAAUACACUUUUGGAAUCCAUCAUUCCGAUUACCUCGCACCUCUUAUUGUGACACCCACGGAUUGAGAGCCAACCACACAAUUCCUGGCACAAUCCUACCACCCUGUAUUGCUGAAAUUUCAAUUGUACUUUUUUUAAAAAAAACUUUCAUUUAAAUAUUUGAUUCUUUUUCAUCCUGUGUGUGUGAUGUAAAACCUGGAAGUUUUUUUUAUUAUGAGGUUGGUGGAGAAACUUAACCCCACCCUGCACCCCUCACAAAUGCCAUGCAGUUGUCUAUGCCCAAAGGUUGGAGAGAGUUAGAUUCCAAACUUAUUUACCCUUUAGCAACCCAAGCAGAAGUGCAGCUGUAACUACUACCUUACAUCCUUCAAACAUGGCAACUGAGGCUGCAUAACCAGCAGGCAGUAUGUUUUCACUGUUGGGAGGGAACAGACAAGUGGAUCCUCUGCAAUGAUUUGUUAUUUUGCUUUAGCCAUUGGGGACUUGUGUUGGGGAUUAUAAUAAAAAACACCUUUGGAGGAUGCAGUACAGGCUGCAGCAGUUUUGUGGUAUGGUGUUUUAAUUAUAUUUAUUUAGUCUUGCUGAUUCAGUAGUGAAGGUAGUCUCAGUAGGUGUAGCUGAUUGCCUCUGCUUCUCCCCAGCUGCUGGCACUAAAGAAGACAGGGGAGUAUUUGGUUUGAUUAGCUGAGCCAAACCAAAACACCACGCAAAAGAAAAUUUUCAUGGUUGUGUUUGGGAGUCAAAGGGGACUUAAAACUGGUGGAGGUCAGAAAGCAUUGCUUCAGUAUUUGAGACAGAAGACAGAUGGGUUUGCCCUGGUGGAGGGUCAACAAAAUUGUCUCAGUCUAUAGGGGGUGGGACCACUUAAGUGGUGGGAAGGUGAAAUGCUAAAGCUGAUAGGAGUUUACAAUAUUAGUCACUGAAAAUGUAUUGAGAUACCCCUCACUAGGCGUGUGUAUUAUGAGUAUAAUGAUCUGGGAUGUAUUGUGCUGAGAUCGAGUAAUUUGUGAUUAAGAAAAUCUAAAAUAGACACAGUGGGGGUGGGGCAACUUUUUCACAAAAUGUGGAAGAGAAGUGGGAUAAAGUUACAGUAGGAAAUAAUUACAUUUUACUUUUGUAUACAAGAAACUAAUAAAAUAGCAAUAUGUAUGUUAACAGAUUCAGGACUUAUGGAGUUAUAUGAAUAUAGCAGAUAUUAAUUCAAACAAGAAACAGUCUUCAGUUCUUGGUUGUAAAUUGCAAGGUGCAAUCAGUUUGAAGUUAAAAAGACAGUUUUGUAAACAAACAGUA